UGAUCCACCAUCACCACACCGAAAUACCCGCCAGCAACACGCCGCUGAUAGACCUAUACCCUCGAUAACACUGCGCCGAGCAGUACACCCGCCGCCAUGUCGGUCGACUACCUCCUCCACGAGUCCUCUGUGGGCUACGCCAUUUUCUCCGUCAAGCUCCCAUCUGAUACCGUUGGUGCUCGCCUGAAGGAAGUACAAGAUGCGCAGACCGAUCUCGCUCGAUUCGGAAAGAUGGUGCAGCUGGUCUCCUUUGCACCUUUCCAGGGCGCCGGACAAGCAUUGGAGAACGCAAACGACGUCUCUGAGGGCAUCAUGAGCGACUACUUGCGCACUGUGCUGGAGGCCAACCUUCCCAAAGCGAGCAAGAAGAACAAGAUCACUAUUGGUGUCGGCGACAAGGGUCUUGCAGGAAGCGUCAAGGCUGGAUUCACUGGCAUUGAGUGCGAGACUCCGGAAACCAGCGAGCUGGCCGCCGACCUUCUCAGAGGACUGCGUCUGCACGCCGAGAAGCUGCUCAAGAACUUGCAGACGGGCGAUAUCUCUCGCGCUCAGCUUGGUCUUGGUCACGCCUACUCCCGCGCUAAGGUCAAGUUCAGCGUGCAGAAGAACGACAACCACAUCAUCCAGGCUAUCGCAACGAUUGAUCACCUCGACAAGGCUGUCAACACUUUCUCCAUGCGUGUUCGCGAAUGGUACGGCUGGCAUUUCCCGGAGCUCAUCAGGAUUGUGAGCGAGAACCAGAAAUACGCACAAUGCGCACUUUACAUCGGUGAUAAAAAGACUUUGACGGAGGACAGCCUACACGAUUUGGCCAAAAUCGUGGAUGACGAUGAGAGCACCGCAAAGGCCAUCAUCGAGGCCGCACGAGUGUCUAUGGGUCAGGACCUUGGUGAGAGCGACAUGGAGAAUGUCAUGAUGUUUGCGAAGCGCACUGCCAGUUUGGCCGCAUACCGCAAGUCGCUGGGCGCCUACCUGGUCGCAAAGAUGGGCAUUGUCGCACCCAAUUUGGCCGCGCUCAUCGGCGAGACCGUUGGCGCUCGUCUUAUCUCCCACGCUGGCUCGCUCACCAACCUGGCCAAAUACCCUGCCUCGACUGUCCAAAUUCUCGGAGCUGAGAAGGCGCUCUUCCGCGCGCUGAAGACCAAGGGCAACACUCCCAAGUACGGUCUGAUUUACCACUCUUCGUUCAUCGGCAAGGCUGGCCUCAAGAACAAGGGCCGCAUUUCUCGUUUCCUCGCCAACAAGACCUCGAUCGCAUCAAGAAUCGACAACUUCAGCCAGGCACCGACGAGGAAAUUUGGCGAGGCCCUUCGCGCUCAGGUUGACGAGAGACUACGAUUCUACGCCGAGGGUGUGAACCCAACGAAGAACGCCGACGCAAUGAAAGCCGCAAUGGACGCCGUACUUGGCGAUAUCAAUGUUGAAGAUCCUACCGCCGAGGUCGAAGGUGCUCCAGGUGUCACCGCACAAGCAGCUGAGCAAAAGGCACGCAAGGAGAAGAAGAGCAAGAAGUCGAAGACUGAGGACGCCGAGAUGGAGGACGUGGACACCGCCAAGGAGAACAAGAAGAAGCGCAAGUCUACCGCCGACGAGAUGGAAGUUGACGAGGAGAAGAUUGAGAAGAAGCUCAAGAAGGAGAAGAAGGAGAAGCGCAAGUCAGCAGGAGAUCUCGCGAAUGGCACCGUACCUGAUGAGCAGAUCAAGAAGAAGAAGAAGAAGAGCAAGGCGGAAUAG
Zymoseptoria tritici IPO323 is the source of this 1734-nucleotide messenger RNA. RefSeq lists its product as uncharacterized. The record is from RefSeq and is a predicted model, not a curated record. Gene Ontology annotation, cellular component: small-subunit processome; box C/D methylation guide snoRNP complex. The transcript is spliced from 2 exons. Lineage: Eukaryota; Fungi; Ascomycota; Dothideomycetes; Mycosphaerellales; Mycosphaerellaceae. Gene Ontology annotation, molecular function: snoRNA binding. Bases 97 to 1734 code for a protein of 545 amino acids.